This is a messenger RNA of Jaminaea rosea, 606 nucleotides long. RefSeq names its product putative NIP7-required for efficient 60S ribosome subunit biogenesis. Gene Ontology annotation, biological process: ribosomal large subunit biogenesis; ribosome assembly. Gene Ontology annotation, molecular function: RNA binding. Gene Ontology annotation, cellular component: nucleolus; nucleus; preribosome, large subunit precursor. The record is from RefSeq and is a predicted model, not a curated record. Bases 1 to 606 code for a protein of 201 amino acids. The transcript is spliced from 3 exons. NCBI's taxonomy places the organism in Eukaryota, Fungi, Basidiomycota, Exobasidiomycetes, Microstromatales.
AUGCGUCCCCUGACAGACGACGAGACACGUCUCGUCUUCUCAAAGCUCGCUCACUACAUCGGCAACAAUGUCGUCCACCUAGUCGACUCUACAGGCGAGGCCUCCUCUUCCUCUCGCGCACACGAAAACGACGACGAUGAUGCCAGCGAGGGCAAGGGCCAAUUCGUCUUCCGUCUGCACAGGGAUAGGGUGUAUUACGUGGAUGAGAUGGCAAUGAAGCUUGCAGGUGCGGUCAGUAGGGAGAAGCUUUGUAGUCUAGGCACUUGUUUGGGCAAGUUCAGUAAGAGCGGGAAUAAAUUUCGGCUACACAUCACGGCUCUGGACUACCUAUCCACUUACGCAAAGCACAAAGUCUGGAUCAAGCCGAACGGAGAGCUCCCCUUCCUCUACGGCGGCCACGUCGUCAAGGCCCACCUGGGUCGUAUUACGGACGACACGCCCGAGCAUGCGGGCGUCGUGGUGCUGAGCAUGAGUGGGACCCCACUUGGAUUCGGUGUAACGGCGAGGAGUACGGUCGACACAAGGAAGCUGGACCCGACGAGUAUCAUUGUGUUUCAUCAGGCAGACGUGGGAGAAUAUCUGAGAGAUGAAGACACGCUCUUCUAA